Parasteatoda tepidariorum (common house spider) is the source of this 6589-nucleotide messenger RNA. RefSeq lists its product as uncharacterized. Gene Ontology annotation, biological process: regulation of double-strand break repair; chromatin organization. Gene Ontology annotation, cellular component: nucleus. The record is from RefSeq and is a predicted model, not a curated record. Gene Ontology annotation, molecular function: histone binding; DNA binding. NCBI's taxonomy places the organism in Eukaryota, Metazoa, Arthropoda, Arachnida, Araneae, Theridiidae.
UGAAAAAUUUUAUACGCUUUAAGGAAAAAAGAAAUAAUGUUCUUUUAUUUUUAAAUUUUUUGUUGUUGGUGAAACAAUGACAACCCAUUACCAAUUUCACAUACACAGGUAGAAAAGCAUAACUUAUAGCUAUUGUACCGAUGAAUUAGUUUCUGUAAAGUGGCGCUGUUGUCAACGUCGGCGCGAUAGCUCUGAGGCUAUCUUACCGAUAGUCGGUGUAAUAGACACUGCCUUAUUUAUAUUAUUUGUUUUCCUCAGCGCUGAGUUUUGUUCUCGGUUUAGACGGUGAAGUGAACAAGCCGUAUACAAUAAUAUAUAGUAUAAAACUAUAAAUUGCACGAAACAAUUUUAAUUUUGUAUAUUUGUUUUAUCAUUGCUUUUUUUAACAUGAUAACAAUUGUUACUCUGGGGUAGUUGUCAUCAACCUUUGCAAUGUUUAGUAUAUGAUGCUUCCUUGAGCUACAGUAUUUGACUCCUUCUCUUCAAAUAAAAAUGGCUUCUGAGGAUGACGCUUCACAAAUCUCGGAAGUAAAUUCUGUUUCCGAGUCAAAUGAGAAUCAGAAAGAUUAUGAUUCAGAUUCAUCUAAUAAAGAAGAAAAAGAAUCCAAAACAAGCAAUGUAAUUGACAAAUCUGAGCCUCCUCAAAAACCACCAGAAACUAUUCCUGUGAGGAGACCUGGUCGGAAACGUCGUGGUCAGAUCUACGAUAAAAAUGAUGAUCCAGAGACAAUAAAAGAAAAACGGAAAAAACGGGCUGUGGAACUGAAAUUAAAAAAUUUGAAAUGGACUCUAAAUCAACCAGCAGAUGUUAGUGGGAAACGGCAGAAAAAAGCCCCUCAAAGAUUUGAGUUGGUUCCUGUUGAUAAAAGAAAAUCAUGUAUGGAUGAUUGUGAAGGAUUUGGAGAACCUUUAGGCUGCAUAAAUUGGAUUCAUACAAAAUUACAAGUUGCUUCUAUUUAUACACUACGUUUACUUCAUAGGACUAUUUAUCGCAAACAAGGAAUGUUUUCAGAGAAACUUAUAAGAAAAACUGUUGGAAAAUUCAGUGGUUUCCCUUUUGAUGGAACUCAUCCAGAAAUGAUGAAGAGAAGAGAACAGCUAGAAAAAGCUAAUGCUAGUUCACUUGGGCAUCUGUGUGACUUGUUAGCUCUUCAUCGAGCCAGUAAAGAAGUAAUGAUAGAUCGGAUCAUUGGAUUUUUAUUGAAACCAAAUCGAGAAAGUGUAGAGGAAUAUAUGAAAGUUGCCAUGGCUGGGAAAAUGCAACAGUCAAGUCUGAAUAUAGGAAAAGCAAUGUGCCAAUCCUUGAGAGUUAUUCAGGAUCCUUUUCAGCCAAUGCUGUUGUGUCCAACAGAUCAGGACGGUAUGAGAGAUCUUUCUCUUGGAGAGGAAAAUUCAGAGCUAAAUGAUAUUGCCUGGGUAAAACCUGAUUACUUUGUUGAAGGAAAUGGAGUUAAAUUGAAGUUCAUUCGUGCAAUUGUUCAUAGUAUUCAAGCUGCUUCAGAUCCAUUCAUCGAAUUAUUACAUCGUCUGCUGUUUUUAAAUGUUGAUGAGAAAGUCAACAUGCGAAAAAGUAUUCUUGAAUUCAGUGGAUACAAAUGUGAAGUUGGUUCUAAUGAAUAUAUGUACAGAGUAAGAAUUCUUGCAGCUUUACCUGCAGAGCAACUGAAACUUAUUUGUAAAGUUCUUUGUCUUCCAACGUGGCAUAAAUCAAGACAGCUCUUGACUGAAGCAAUUAUGGACUUCCUUGCAGCACCUCGAAUUUCUGUUAUGAAGAAGAGAGUUCCUCCUCAUUUUACUGAUGAAAUUACAUUUUCAUUCGAUGGAAUUAAAGCUAUCAAAUCUCCAUUGCCUGAGCUGAAGUCAGCAGAAUCUGAGGAAAUAGAAAUAGUUCCUGACAUACAUAUAUCCGAUGAAUCACCUUCCAAUCUUGAGUGUAGCAUGACAAAUGAUAAUGAAUAUUUAGGAGUUAAACUGAAACAUUUCUCAAAUAUACACUACCAAGUUAUUAGUACUCCAGCUGCCAAAUUAAGCGAUGUUCACAUGAUUUUAUACCUAACCACUAGUGCUCAAAAUAACAUUCGUCGUAAUGUGCUUGAAUUUUCUGGCUAUCAUUUUGAUGAAAAUUCUACAGAGUAUCAGUGUCGUAGGAACUUAAUGGAACAGAUGAGUUUGGAAGAUCUUAAAGUAGUGGCUACUGUCCUUUGUGUUUCACAGUAUAUUGUUGAUGAGUCAAAAGAGAGUCUUAUAGAAGCAAUUCUGAAGUUUUUAUUAAAGCCAUCAGCAUUAUUAAAUAGUAGCACUAUUAUGCCAACAAUAUCACCUGCACCUUCAGCAAGAAAGAUACCAGUUGUUAAGAAGAAGGCAACCAGCACUUGUUUUCCAUUUCAGUCACUUGAUGGAAUGCCAGAGAUAAUGAUAUCUAAAGUGGAAACUUUAUCAAAUUCCAAAGAAACAAACCAGUCAUUUAAUAAUGUAAAUAAUGUUAUAAGCUGUACCAGUACAACUGUGCACGAAGAUAUCAAGCCUGAUAUAGAAAAAGUUAAAGCUUCUCUUUCUAGUAGUAUUCAAAUAGUGCCAUUACCUUCCCCUGAUGUAAAAAGUGUAACAAUUACCCCUACAAGCAAUAGGUAUGUGCCAAUAUUACCUACUCCAGUCAAAACUCAAGAAUCCACUAAGAAGGAAGAUACUGAUGAGCCUUUAUCAAAAGUCAAAACUUCAGGUAUUAUUCCAGCACCCAUAGCUUAUUUUGAAAGUGAUGAUGAAGAUGAUAAGCCAUUAUCUAAAAUGAUUGGACAUCCUAAUGAUGAUCAAUUACGUGCUUUAGUAGCUAAAAUCAUCAAAGAUUCCAGACUUGAUGAAAUAACCAUGAAGACAGUAAUAAGAAAAGUAUUUGAUACUUACCCGAAUUAUGAUCUAAGUUAUCGAAAAGAAUUUAUAAAAUCAAAUGUGAGACUGCUACUGUCACAGAUGGAUGAUCAAAACUGUUCUGUUACAACAACAGUGAUUACAAUUUAAACGCAUUCUUUCACGACUCAUUUGUAUCUUUGUCUAAGGUGCUGCAUGUAACAUUUUAAUGCAUUUAGUCAUAGCUAUUGUUUUUCCUGUGCAGCUUUCUUUUUUCCAUCUUUCUCAAUGCUGUUGUGAUUGUAUAUAUUAAUUAGCUAAAUGUUUUGUCAAAUAACUGCAAGCUGUCAUUUUAUAUAUAAAAAUAACAUAUUGUUUUCAAAUAUGACAUAUAAUGCAAUAUUAUCAGCUUUUGUUCCAUUUAGGAAUCUCAUUCCAUUUAUGUAAAUAUAUUUUUUAAUGCAUUGAAUUGUUUCAAAAUUUGCAAAUGUCCUUAAAAAAUAAAAAGUGAUAGUAAAAUUGUUCCAUGAUCAAUUGGAGUAACUUUUUUUUUAAUCAUAAAUCUUUAUGAUAAAUGGCUUGUUUUAUUUUACAUUUUAAGGACAGUUGCAAAGUUUGAUUGGGUGAGAAAAAUAUCAGUGAUCUAUGUUUCAUGUCUCUUUCAAAUUAAUCUGAACUAAAAGUUUUAGAGAAAGAAAAAAAAAACAUUGCACAAAUCAUUACACUUAAAUGUUUAACGAAUUGCAUCUGACAUUGAUGAAGUUUUAGCUAGUAAUCUUUAUAAUUAUCUAUUUUAAAAAGAUUUUUAAUAAAAUUAUUUUGAAUAAUUUUUUUUCUUCCCAUUUUGAAUUAUUUCUUAAUCAUUAAAUGCUCAAUUGACAGUUAAAAUAAUCUGAAUUCCUGAAUUGUCAAGCUACUUAGCUGACUUUUUUUUAUAAAUAAUAACUUUCCUUCCUACCACUAUUUCUCUAUCAUUAAAUAACGAGAGCAUUUUUUAAUGAAAAAAGUAACCUGAUUCUAACCUUAGCAGAUUUUGAAGUUUGGGGAUGAAGAAUUUUUUAUUUUGUAACUUGAAACCAUUUUCUUUUUCAAAUGUAAUUAUAUUUGUCUAUUUUUCUGCCUAUUUUUCUUAUGAAAAUACUCACUGAAUGUUUAAUUUGAAAUGAAUUGUAUUCCCCUCACAAAAAUUGUUUAUUCUUUUGUUAAUAUGAAUUUUUUUGAAAUUUUUUAUAAUGCACAAAUUUGUAUGUUAUGUGGAUAUUUAAAUGUUAUUAGAACUUAAUAGCUUUAACCACUCUUUGUUCUCUCAUAGUGGAUUUUAAUUAAUUUAAACCAACUCUUCCUCCUGCUAGAGUAGUUUUAUUGCGCAACUGAGAGUCUUGUACUCUAAGUGAAUUAUGACUCUGCCAUAGCUGCCAACUUUUACAAUAUUCAUAAAUAUUUUGUAUUUAAAGCAGUUGUGAAAUUUAUGCUUUUUCUAUUUAAUUAUAAAUUUCUAAUUUUAAAUGGUUCUGACCACCACUACAUAUAUAUAAGAAAUAAAUUCUUCCAUACCAAGAGGCAAACUCAAUUAAACAUAUAAAGAUGAUCAUUAUGAUAAAAUUAGGCUCAGGAGCACAAUUCAGGAGCUUGCUUGCUCAACAGGCAACCAGCCACAAAAUGACAGAAAUGCCACAGAACAUGUGAGCCUGAUAAUGAGCCAUCAAUACAAUCGAUGAACUAGUCAACACUGUGGAUCCAUUGAAUCGUGAUCCAGACUGGAAAACUGCAACCACCUUGCACUUUACUUUGAAAACUAUAUAUAAAUAAAUGCAUAUAGUAGUGUGUUUCAACUCGGACAAAAUAAAAAAACAUUUAUACCUGUAAUUUUACUACCAUUAGGGAAAAUCACCCUUAAAAAAAUUUAUAAUUUAAAAGUAUUUAAUAUUAAUAUAUUUUUUUUUUUCAUUUUAUUGGCUUCUCAUUGUUUGCAUUUGAUAUGUAUUUACCGAGUAACUAAUGAAUUUUCCGUAAAAAAAAUUUUCUUCACAAAAUACACAAAUGCUUCUAAUUUCUCACAGACCGUACAGUUGUUUGAUGUGAGUCUGACAUUUGUUCAAUAAUGAAAUUCUUAACUGGGUGAUUUGCUUGUGUAGAUUUGAUAAAUUGUGCAGUGAUUUAACACACAUUUUUAAUCUGAAUCUUUAAUAACAUUUUUCUAUUGAUGGCAUACAGUAAUUUGCAACUUGCAUUUAAUAAAUAACUUUAUUUCUGUAUUGAGUAUAAAGUUAUUUUUUGAUGUAUUAAUAAUUAUUUAUGGCUAUAUCCUUCUGCAAUCGUGGGGUGUGUGUGGAUGUGAAUGAACCAGUUACAUAUACGUUACUCUGCUCUUGAACGGUUAAAACUUUUGACGAUGAAAAAAGUUGCAAUUUCGUCAUCCAAAAUCAAGCAUUUUAGGUGAAGAUGUUCUUUGUCAUGUCAUUGAUUUCUUAAUCGUAAUGUUCAUCACGAAAUGAAAGGGAAAAAUUUUAUUAAUGUAAAAAAUUAAGAACUUUUAAUGUUGAAUGCAAUAUUUUAGUAUGUUUUUAUUAUUUAUUACUAACAUUUUACUACUGAAUUAAUUACUGAAAUAUUUCGUGUAAAAUUGAAUUUUAUUGAAAAGGCUUAAUCAAAAAAAAAAAAAUCAAAUUACAAUUGCAACACAAAUCAAGUGAUUUUCAAAAUUUAACUUGAAAAACGUUUUUAAUGCUACUGAUCUAAAUUCUAUUGAGUUGUUAAAAGUUUAAAAGAAAAUUACUGAACAAGUUGCAAAUUCUUACUAAAAAUGAAUAUUAUUCUGAUAUAUAAUAGAGAUAUAAUUUUAUUUUGGAAAUACAGAGUGAUUAUAAAUUAAAGUAGAGGUGUCUCAGAUUUUUUAUUUCAUAAGUGAAAUUGUAAAAAUACUAUACUAUUAAACUUAUAUGUUUAAAACUAAUUAAAUUUAAUUAUAAUUGAAGAAAUUUGUUUUCUUUGUGCGCCAAAUUUCAAUAUUCUCAUAUUUUCCUUGUUUAUUGAUUUAUUGCAUUGAAUACACUUCUUUUAUAACUAGUAAAAUUAUUUCGUUUUUUUUUCACAAUAUUUUUUAAUGUGAUUUCUAUUUAUAGACUAAGCAAUUAAUAAUCAUGAUAAUCUUCAUACACAGUGCCAUAUUGUGAAAAUAUAUUGUGCCAAUGAUUCAUAAAAAUUAACUGAUUUUAAUAGUAAUUUAAUUUUCAGUAAACGAAACUUGUGAUCAUAUAAAAGUUUGAGUGUAUUAGAAAUCCAAUUAUCACACAUACCAAGAAUCUAAAAAUUUCUGGUAUAUAUCAUUAAGCUGACUCAAAGUUUUGUGACAGCUUUUUGUUAUUUUUUCACAUGAAAUUUUUAGUUUUAAUCUUAUAUUAUUUUAGUCUUGUUCUUUCAAAAGAAAAAAAACAUAAACAUUGACAGCAACCUCUUAUCAACUUAAUUAACAACCUAAUUGUCUGAAUCAAAUGUGAUAUAGGUUUAUUUUUAGAGUAACAAAGUCUUUUAGGACACUUUGCUCUACACCACUACUUUGAUUAUAAUCACCUUAGUAUCAAAAACGCAUUUAAUUUUUUUUACUUUUUGUAUAUAAUUAUGAAAACCUUGUAUAUUUUGAUCUAAAGCAUAAAAUGCAACUAAAAUAGUAAGGAUUUUAAAUGUACUUUUUAGUUUUCCUACUAUGUUUUAUCUUGUCAAAAAUAAAAAUAUAUUUUAUAUCAUA